Messenger RNA from Cuscuta epithymum, 624 nucleotides. Lineage: Eukaryota; Viridiplantae; Streptophyta; Magnoliopsida; Solanales; Convolvulaceae. The record is from the annotation of a GenBank genome assembly.
GGGUUCGGCUGAUCUCUCCCUGAGCACCGAACAAGCGAGGAAGCUUUCAGGAAGAUUCGAGGCUUCUGAUUUUGGCAGGGGACAAGUUUAGCAAGGGGAAGACGGGGUGCUGCAGAAUGUUGAAGACGAAGCCGAUCUGUUAUUCUUCGUCAGUUUGGGGACGAGCUUUGACGGAACAGACAGCUAUUGGUGAUAGCAUGGAGUUUCUGGUGGUUGACUUCGUGUUGUCGGACUGGAAAAUCAAAUUUCAGGGGUUCAUUGGUGGCUUAUGUGUGAAAGAAGACGAAGGGAUGUUGAUCCGCCCUCCUCCAGAACCGCCGCCUUGGAGGAAUUAUGCGACUAGGGUUUGGACGAGUAUUUCUAUUUUUGUUUUUAUUUCGAUUAUGUUUUGCUGCUUAUUUAUUUUAUGUUGUAAGACUUUUGCACUUGGAUUGGGGGAUGAGAGGCAUGCGGUAAUCGUCGUAGUUUUGAAUAUGCCCAAUUAGGAUUAGCGAGUUAUAUUGCUUUGUCAAAGGUAAUUAACUCAGAGUCUCGUCCACGGGCGGAUGGUUACUGUAGUCCUUUUGUUAUUUCAACCCCUUUCUGAGUGUUUUUUAUGAAUGAAUGCAUGUUCGAUGAUCAAAA